Messenger RNA from Lathyrus sativus (Indian pea), 1572 nucleotides. Lineage: Eukaryota; Viridiplantae; Streptophyta; Magnoliopsida; Fabales; Fabaceae. The record is from the annotation of a GenBank genome assembly.
AUGGAAGCUUUUCAAGAGGCUAGAUAUGGACUUGGUUUACAGCUUGAGUUUAUUUGGAGGCAAAUCAGAGAGCCAUUGAUCGUACCAAUACUGAGAGUUUCAGUGUUUCUGUGUCUAGCCAUGUCAUUGAUGAUGUUGGUUGAGAGAGUUUACAUGGGAAUUGUGAUUUGUUUUGUGAAGCUGUUUGGUAGAAAACCAGAGAAGCGUUAUAAAUGUGAGUCUUUUAAAGAUGAUGUUGAGUUGGGAAACUCUAGUUAUCCAAUGGUUCUUGUUCAAGUUCCAAUGUAUAAUGAAAGAGAGGUUUAUCAGUUAUCAAUUGGUGCUGCAUGUGGACUCUCUUGGCCUUCUGAUAGAAUCAUCAUACAAAUUCUUGAUGAUUCAACUGACCCAACUAUCAAGGAGUUAGUACAGUUGGAAUGCCGUAAAUGGCGAAGCAAAGGAGUAAACAUAAAGUACGAAGUUAGAGACAAUAGAAAUGGUUACAAAGCUGGUGCUCUCAAAGAAGGAAUGAAACAUAGCUAUGUCAAACAAUGUGAUUAUGUUGCAAUCUUUGAUGCUGAUUUUCAACCACAACCUGAUUUUCUUUGGCGAACUAUUCCUUUCCUUGUUAAUAAUUCUGAUAUUGCUCUUGUUCAAGCUCGCUGGAAGUUUGUGAAUGCUGAUGAAUGUUUGAUGACAAGGAUGCAAGAGAUGUCACUUGAUUAUCAUUUUACUGUGGAACAAGAAGUGGGAUCUUGCACUUAUGCCUUCUUUGGCUUCAAUGGGACUGCGGGUGUAUGGAGAAUUUCGGCGUUGAAUGAAGCUGGCGGGUGGAAAGAUAGGACCACAGUGGAAGAUAUGGACCUAGCUGUACGUGCAAGUCUCAAAGGAUGGAAAUUCGUAUACCUCGCUAAUUUACAGGUUAAAAACGAAUUGCCGAGUACUUUAAAGGCCUAUAGAUACCAGCAGCAUCGAUGGUCAUGUGGACCGGCCAAUCUUUUCAGGAAAAUGGUUAUGGAGAUUGUCACAAACAAGAAAGUGUCAUUGUGGAAGAAGAUAUAUGUUGUUUACAGUUUUUUCUUCGUUCGGAAGAUUGUGGCGCACAUAAACACAUUUGUGUUCUAUUGUAUUGUGUUACCUGCAACUGUUAUGGUGCCUGAAGUUGUUGUCCCUAAAUGGGGGGCCGUGUAUAUCCCUUCCAUCAUCACCCUUCUAAAUGCUGUUGGAACUCCAAGGUCACUCCAUUUACUUGUCUUUUGGAUUCUCUUUGAGAAUACCAUGUCUCUACAUCGAACAAAGGCAACAAUUAUCGGUCUACUAGAGGCUAGUAGAGUGAACGAAUGGAUUGUCACUGAAAAACUUGGAGAUGCUCACAAGGGUAAAAGUGGUGGUAAAGGACUCAAAAAAUUCCGAUUUAGGAUCGGAGACAGGAUUCACAUGUUAGAACUUCUUGUUGGAUUCUACCUCAUAUUCUGCGGCUGCUAUGAUGUUAUGUAUGGGAAAAAUCACUUCUUCAUAUUCCUAUACAUCCAAGCCAUUGCUUUCUUCAUUAUGGCAUUUGGAUAUGUUGGCACUUUUGUUCCCAACUCAUAG